UGGUCAGGGAAGAAUAACAGAGGGAGGCAAGAAAAGGAUCAGACGCAGAAACAACAGAGAAACCAGCAGCAAAAGGCUUGUCCUUCAAUCCAAACAAGAUGGAUUCACCUCUUCGACCAGAGCUGUUUGAUUUCCAUGGAGUUGGCAUGGUCCACUAUUUCACAGACAACUGGGAGAACAUUCAAAACUUUCAGGCCAGGCCAGAUGAUAUACUUAUUGCAACAUACCCCAAAGCAGGGACCACGUGGGUCUCAUACAUCCUUGACCUGUUGUAUUUUGGCCAGACAUCUCCAGAGCGUCAGACAUCCAUGCCGAUCUAUGAACGAGUGCCUUUCUUGGAGAUCUGUGUCCCAACUUUUGAGUCAGGGAAAGAUAUGGCAGACAAGCUUCUCACCUCUCCUCGACUCAUUAAAACUCAUUUUCCAGUCCAGUUUGUGCCAAAGUCCUUUUGGGAGCAAAACUGCAAGAUAAUCUAUGUGGCUCGAAAUGCCAAGGACAAUCUGGUUUCUUAUUUCCACUUUAAUCGUAUGAACAUGGUUCAGCCAGAACCUGGAGACUGGAGCAACUUCUUCCAGAAAUUCAUGGAGGGAAAGAUGGUGUUUGGAUCCUGGUAUGACCAUGUGAACGGCUGGUGGAAGAAGAAACACACUUAUCCAAACAUCCAUUACAUGUUCUUUGAGGAUAUGGUUGAGGACACUGGACGGGAAAUAGACCAACUCUGCUGCUUUCUUGGUUUGUCUCCUUCAGCUGAGGAGAAAAACAGAAUUGCAGGUGGGGUGCAGUUUGAUAAUAUGAAGAAGAACAGCAUGGUCAACUAUUCUACGUUCGGAGCUAUGCAUCAGAAAAUUUCUCCCUUCUUGAGAAAAGGAAAAGUUGGUGACUGGAAGAACCACUUCACUGUAGCUCAGAGUGAAGAGUUUGAUGUUGACUACAAGAAAAAGAUGACGGAUACCACUCUUCAGUUACGCACUGAAAUUUAAACAGUACUGAACAGGCUGUGUGUCUGUUUGUAACUGAUAUUAUAUUAUUUAGACCUGAGAACUGCAAAUUAUUAAGACAAAAGAAAUAUAAUUCUUUAAAAACUAGAGGCUGUGAUGUAUCUGUAUGAAUCACAAAUAUUUACCAAUGAUGUAAUUAUCCAAAUAAAUUCUUAAAGAAAACAUUUAGGCUGAGUUUGUAUCAUAUCUCUGUAUGACUGUAUACUGCACAAUUUAUACUGAAGCUCUCAAAUAAGACAGAAAUCUGUGUGAUCAUUAACCCAAAGGUGUUUAUUUGUCUAUAUUUAGUCUGCUGUUUCUUGUCCUUGAUUAAAAGUAUGGUUUAUAUUUUCAUGGUAUAUUUGUAAUAAAACAAUAAUAAAACUCGUUCUUCUUGUUCAUUAAUGUUCAAUUUCAUUAUCUG
Scomber scombrus (Atlantic mackerel) is the source of this 1401-nucleotide messenger RNA. Its product is annotated as cytosolic sulfotransferase 3-like. The record is from RefSeq and is a predicted model, not a curated record. The transcript has 8 exons. Bases 99 to 980 code for a protein of 293 amino acids. Lineage: Eukaryota; Metazoa; Chordata; Actinopteri; Scombriformes; Scombridae. Gene Ontology annotation, molecular function: sulfotransferase activity. Gene Ontology annotation, cellular component: cytoplasm. Gene Ontology annotation, biological process: sulfation.